UCAAGAUGGCCGCUUCUGCAUUAGCGCCAACCUAUGGUUUAUUUUAGAUGUCAACAAUACGUUUAUUGUCUGGACUUUGUUUUCAUUCCUCUGGGUUUAAUGCAUCAUGAGGACAAGAAACACCUUUCUUACCGGGAAUUGAAAAGUUAAAGGUCCCAAAAAGGAACCAGCGGGAUGUGUGAGAGCUAUGCUCGCUCGCUGCUGCGAGUGUCCGUGGCGCAGAUCUGCCAAGCUCUAGGCUGGGAUUCGGUCCAGCUCACGGCUUGCGACCUCCUCACUGAUGUCCUGCACAGGUAUAUCCAGCAGCUGGCCAGGGGAUGCCAUCGCUACUCGGAGCUCUAUGGCCGCACGGAUCCUGUGUUAGAUGACGUUGGGCAAGCAUUCAAGCUACUGGGAGUGAACCUGAAUGAGCUAGAAGAUUAUGUCCACAAUCUGGAGCCGGUGGGCUUUGCACAUCAAAUCCCCUUGUUUCCUGUCAGCAAAAACAACAUCUUGCAGUUCCCCCAGGCUGGCAGCAAGGAUGCCGAAGAGAGAAAGGAAUACAUUCCUGAUUAUAUGCCUCCCAUUGUAUCGUUACAAGAAGAAGAGGAAGAGGAGCAGGUUCUCACAGAUGGGGGCACCUCAGCAGAAGCCAUGCAGGUUCCUCUUGAAGAGGAAGGAGACCUUGAAGAGGAAGAGACUGUCAACGAUGAAAACUUUUUGGGUAAAAGACCCUUGGACAGCCCAGAUUCAAUGGACAUGCCAGUUAUGAAGAGACCAAGACUUCCAGGACUCAAAUCAGAAAGCCCAGAAGUGGGACUGGAACCAAGGGAGCCCCUUACUUCCAUAAACCCACAAAAGGUUCCCCCCAUGCCAUCUUUAGCCAAUGCACAUGAUAGUUCAGGCUCUCUGCCACUGUCACCUGAGCUGCCAGUCUUAGCACCAUCUUCUAAAAUGCAGUUGCCUACACCUAAAAUCUCUGACACCAAACCAGCUGUCCCUAUCAGAAAACCUAAAAUAACUUCUCCAGGGCAAAAAACUAAGUCUCCUAAAGGAACAAGCAUAGCUCCUGUUUCUGGAAGUCCAAUACGAUCACCCAAAGCCGUACCUAAAGAAAAGAAAUCGCCAGGGCGAACCAAAAGUCCCAAAAGCCCUAAGAGUCCUAAGGUUCAACCAAAUGUUUCUCAUCCCACUAUCAAGCCAGAAACCCCAGUCAGAGCACCUUUAGCAGCUCUGAGUGAAAAAAUGGGGAAAGAAAAUAUUCUCUCAAAGCAAGGGCAAGGGAUGCCUGAGUCAGAAAAACAAAUACCUGACGCACAGUUUAAGAAACUCUCCAUUCCUGAUAAUACUAUUGACGACUCCAUUGAUGCAGUCAUUGCUAGAGCAUGUGCGGAGCCUGACCCAUUUGCGUUUUCUUCUGGAUCAGAAUCAGAAGGUGAGAUCUUUCAAAGUCCAAGGAGACUUACAAUUUCAGAACCAGCAACUCCCAAGUUGCCGCCAAGUGCAAAUAGCUUUGGCAGGGAUACUUCAACACCAGUUCCUCCUCCUGUCGGAACCUCCGGUUCAGAUAAUUCAUGGACAAUGGAUGAUUCAAUUAAUGAGGUUCUAAGAAAAGUAAACCUGGCUACUCCUUCUAGUGCACCCCCUAAUCCUCCGUACAUGUCAUCCCCAUCUGCUUCACCACCAACUCCAGAACCUCUUCUCAAGGUCUAUGAGGAGAAAAAUAAGCUAGCAGCUUCUGUAGAUGUUAAGAAAAAGCUGAAGAAAGAACUGAAGACUAAGAUGAAGAAGAAGGAAAAGGAUAAGCAGAAAGAAAAGGAGAAGGAGAGAGACAAAGACAAGAGCAAGGAGAAAAACAGAGAGAAGAACAAGGAAAAAGAAAAGGAGAAAGAAUUCAUUAAGGAGGCCAAGCUGCAGUGGAAGGACUUCACCAAGGAAGAGGAUCGAGAACAGUUCAAGGCCAAGGAGUAUGAAGAGCUAGACAUUAAGGUGAAGUCCAAAGAUGGCAGCUCAAAGAAGGAGAAGGACAAGCACAAAGAUAAGAAGAAAGACAAAGAGAGGACUAAAAAGGAUAAAGAGAAAAAAGACAAGGGCAAAGACAAAGCAAAGGAGGAAAAACAGAAGACCCUCUCUACACCUGUUAUUGUACCACUCAAGGAGGCCCCUUUGACACUGUUUGCCCCCCCCACUGGCCUGAGGAUUCCUCCCAUGUUGCCUUCCCUGCCACCCAUCCUCUCUGACAAACUCUUCGAAGAGAAGGAGAAGCCUACCAAGGAGAAGGAGAAGAAGAAGGACAAAAAGGAGAAAAAGAAAAAGAAGGACAAAGAUAAAGAAAAAGAGAAGGAGAAAGAGAAGGAGAAGGCCAAGGACAAAGAGGAGAAAAAGAAGGAGAAGGAGAAGAAAGACAAGGAGAAAGAGAAGGAGAAGGAAAAGCACAAGCAUGAAAAAGUAAAGGUAGAGCCUCUCGUUGCCGCUCCCUCUCCUGUUAUUCCCAGGCUCACUCUUAGGGUGGGGGCCGGUCAGGACAAAAUCGUCAUCAGCAAAGUGGUUUCCACCCAAGAGGCUAAAACCCCAGCUCCCAGGACUCCAGUCCCCAAGGCUGCUCCUGCUUGCCGUCCCAGGACACCUCCCCCGCCCCCGACCCCAGCUCCAGCCCCCGUUCACGUGGCCGCCCCGCCCGCGCCGGCCCCCCAGCCGCCCCCUCCCCCAGCGCCGGCAGCUGCCUCGCCUGCCCCGGUGCCACCGCCCUCACCGGCGGGGCCUGCAGCUGGCUCCUCCAAGACACCUGUCCGCAGCGUGGUGACAGAAACCGUCAGUACCUACGUGAUUCGAGAUGAAUGGGGAAAUCAGAUAUGGAUCUGUCCUGGCUGUAAUAAACCUGAUGAUGGGAGCCCAAUGAUUGGCUGUGAUGACUGCGAUGACUGGUAUCAUUGGCCUUGCGUUGGUAUCACAGCUGCCCCGCCAGAAGAAGUUCAGUGGUAUUGCCCUAAAUGUGCCAAUAAGAAGAAAGACAAAAAACACAAGAAAAGGAAGCAUAAAAUGCAUUGAAAGAAAAAAUGUUUGUAACUCUCUGAGCCACUUUCUGUUUUUGUUCUUCCUGACUGCAGAAAUAAUGAAUUGCAGAUAGCGAAAUAUAUUUUAGUUGCUAACUUUGGAUGUUACAUGACGCCCUUGAAUUUAGUAGGAUAUAAAUUCUGAAAUGAGUGCAUUGUCCUGGAUCAGUAUUCUUAUUAAAGACCACUGUCUCUUUUGAAAACAAUUUUAAAAAAAACAGGAAAUCAAUACAGUAUUCUGAAAGUGGUGCUCAAACAUGCAUCAGUUGCAUAGUCUCAUACUACACCAUUUAUGUAGAAUUAGUGAGGGACAAAUGCAUGACCAAUUGACUACUCCACAAAGACUUAGUAAUUAAAGUUUGCUGUAUGCUUUCAUAUGCAGUCUGUAUGAGUACAAAUACAUUUGUUUUUUUAGAGUGGCAUUGUGAAUCUGAAAGGAACUUUUGACCGGCUUAUGUGACUGCGGUGUGAAAAAUACUCCCUCUAUAUGAAUUUGGUCUGAUUAUGUAAAACUAUUAUUGCAUCCACCCCGGAUUAUUCUGCACCUUUGUUAUACUGUAGGUUGGAAUAAAGAUCUACAGGUCAACUAUAGUUGACCAUGCCUCUAGAUAGUUUUUACCAGUACUGUGUUAAAUAUAUUUGGUGGUUGAAUUUUCUGUAGGGAACAGAAAGUAGCCAUUAUUUGGCGAAGCCAUUGUAGAACAAAAAGCUCUACAAUGAAAACUCACAAUCUAGUUAAAAGCAAUUCCAAAUAAGAAAAUUCGACCCAUGACAUGAAUAUUGGCAAAUAAACUGAAAUGAUGGAUAAAAGACAAACUCAAAGAAAUCCACACAUAGUUAGCAGUAAACAGAAUAUUAUAAAACUGAAUUGAAAUGGUUGUGUUUUCCUUUAAACAAACUUACACUGUACUAGUUGAGAAAUCUGUUCUGUUCGGUAAUACUGGUUAUUUAUUAUCGGAUACUGUUGUCACUGGCAGUGCAGAAUGCAGUUUGUAACUUUACCCUGAGCCCUACAGCAAGGUUACUCAAUUUGUGGCCUUUCCAGUCUGGACUUCUGGGAAAACUGCCACAACCAACUCCUUACAUAUUCAGUUGGUUUAAUAGCAAGAUCAAUGUAACCAAGUUUUGUUUGUAUCAAAAUGUGACAGUGGACUAGACUGGAAGAGGCUGCAGUGUAAGAAGCCAAAGCCUACAGAUUGCCAUUCUAUAAACCAAUGCAUUUCAUUUAGAUGCUUGUUUUUGAUAGAAAUUAUUCCUACAGUAUAUCAGCUUCCCAAAACCUGUUGAAAUUUGUUUCUGAAAAAAUCUCUGCUCUAGAUAAAUGACAAUAUUUAUGCUGGACAUCAAAACCCCUGACAGGACAUGGGGCUGACCAUACUAUACAAUUUUGGUCUUUUGUUUUGUUUUUCUUAUGCAUCUUGUUAGAUCUUGGAUUUCAUUGUGUGGCAAGUGCUGAACCCCAAUACCAGUAGUAUGGCAAGGGAUCAAUCUAUUUGCUCCAUCUGAAUACGCCAGUGAUGCAAUCUUAUGGUUGUUAUAGAGGAUCCAGUGUUCCCCUAUGGCUUAAAUUACAGUUUUAAUAUUCAAUUAUUGUUGUUAUUACAAAAGAGCUUUGUAAACCUAGAAGGGUAGUCAGUUUUUUUAAUCUCUGUAUUUUUGUGCAUCAUGCCAUGAGAAAGAAAAUCUGUAUAUGUAUAUGUAUAUUAAUUGUGUGUAUAUAUUUGUACAUAAAAACUACCAAAAAAAAGUGUCCGUUCCUUUGAUUCUGACCUUUCUUCCCCACAUAUUCAUUUAUGAACUUUGAUUAUUCUGUAAUUAUUGUACAUUUUUUAAAAUGAAAGUUUGUAUCUCUUUAUUUUUCUCUAUAUUGUCCCUAUUGUAGUUGUGCUUGUAAUAUAUUUUAUUUGCUUGACUUUUCCUAUUAAAGAUAUA
This is a messenger RNA of Lepisosteus oculatus (spotted gar), 4964 nucleotides long. RefSeq names its product TAF3 RNA polymerase II, TATA box binding protein (TBP)-associated facto (gene taf3). NCBI's taxonomy places the organism in Eukaryota, Metazoa, Chordata, Actinopteri, Semionotiformes, Lepisosteidae. The record is from RefSeq and is a predicted model, not a curated record. Gene Ontology annotation, cellular component: transcription factor TFIID complex. Gene Ontology annotation, biological process: positive regulation of transcription by RNA polymerase II. Gene Ontology annotation, molecular function: protein heterodimerization activity; p53 binding; transcription factor binding.